AUUUCGGGCAGGGCUUCCCGCCGCGCCGGGCCAUCGAUGCGCUCUGCUUUGCCUCUGCGCAAGCCUGUAUCGUGCCCGCUGGCCGCCCGGAAAAGGGGGAAGGCUCGGCGCCGCGCCGGGGGCGCUGCGAGCAUUAUCCAGCAUGUCUUCACUAACAGAAAAGGACAGACCAAUUGUUCAGCUGUUACUGAACACUGGCACUUGCCCACGAUGUAUUUUGAGGUUCUGCUGUGUGGGAUCACAGAUGCUUUAUAGACAUCCGUACAAGGAGUUGAUGAAGGAUUUAAAAGAAUUUCUGAAAAAUAAUCAAGAGGAAGAAGAUACGGAUUGUUUUGAUGUAGUUGAUCCUCCUUGUAAGAGAAUCAGACUUGAGCAGACAGAAGAAGGGCCUGAUGCUCUGAACCACAACGGAGCUCUCCAGCAGAUACCUUUGGUUAAUGAUGGAAAUACCGCAGUGGAGAACCCAGCUGUGAAGGUUUGCAACGUGUGUUUGGGAAUUCUUCAGGAGUUCUGCGAGGCCGACUUUGUGAAAAAGGUGUGCCAAAAAGUUAAUUCUGCUGACUACCAGUUCACUAGUUUUGUAUUUUCUGUGUCACUACCCCCACAGCUGUCUGUUAGGGAGCGUGCUGCUUGGCUGCUGGUAAAACAGGAAAUGAGAAAUCUGGGCCUUUCCUUGGCAAAGGAUGACAUUGUUCAACUGAAAGAAGCUUAUAAGUGGAUUAUUCAUCCCCAGUUGUCAGAAGAGUUGGGUGUUCCUGCUGAUGGAAAGAGUUUGUUUGAAGUUAGCGUGGUCUUUGCUCACCCAGAAACAGACGAGGAGUGCCAUUUCCUAGCCACAGCUUGUCCUGAUUGUUUCAAACGAGCGAAGAACAAACAGUCUGUUUUCACUAGAAUGGCAGUUAUAAAAGCCCUAGAGAAGAUAAAAGAAGAUGAUUUUCUCAAGCAUUUUCCAUGUCCCCCAGGUUCACCAAAGAACCUCUGUGUUGCUGUGGAAAUUCAGUGCAAUAAUGGUGCAGUUUUUGUGGCCGGAAGAUACAACAAAUAUUCAAGGAAUUUACCUCAGACUCCCUGGAUUAUUGAUGGGGAGCGGAAGCUGGAAUCUUCAGUGGAAGAACUGAUUUCAGAGCAUCUAAUGGCAGAAUUCAAAGCAGAUAGCUUUAAUUUUUCUUCCUCUGGAAGAGAAGAUGUGGAUGUGAGAACAUUAGGCAGUGGAAGGCCCUUUGCAAUUGAGCUUGUGAAUCCUCGUAGAAUACAUUUUACUGCUGAGGAAAUGAAGAGACUUCAGCAGACAAUUAAUAAUUCUUCAGACAAAAUACAGGUUCGAGAUUUACAGCUUGUCACCAGAGAGGCAAUUGGUCGUAUGAAGGAAGGUGAAGAGGAAAAGACAAAGACCUAUAGUGCCUUAAUAUGGACAGACAAAGCCAUACAGAAAGAAGAUAUUGCAUUGCUGGAUGAUAUCAAGGAAUUAAAACUUGACCAGAAGACACCUCUCCGGGUUCUUCACAGGAGGCCUCUAGCUGUAAGGUGUCGGAUCAUCCACACCAUGAAAUCUGAGUACAUAGACGAGCAUCAUUUUCGCCUGCAUCUGAAGACUCAAGCAGGAACCUACAUUAAAGAAUUUGUGCAUGGAGACUUUGGAAGAACAAAGCCCAAUAUUGGCUCCCUACUGAACAGAACCGCUGACAUUCUGGAGUUGGAUGUGGAAUCUGUUGACGUUGACUGGCCUCCAACCCUGGAUGAUUAACUUUUCAAGUUGGGACAAGGAAGAAGCGGCUCCGCUGUCAGCAGCUGGUUCCUGAACACCGUGCAGUGGUACAGCUUGGUUGCAAAGUAUUUCUGUCCAACAUUUGGAUCAUGUUGAUCUGCCAAAGGAUAUUGUUAACUUUGUAUCAACCUUAAACGCUCUGGAACAGGUAGUGUUCAUUCAGUCUUCUGGCCUUAUUUUAAUUUCUUCUGUGCAUAGAAAGAUUUUGGUAAGCUAAUGUAUUGAUAAUAAGUCUUUUUAAAAAGCAAUUAAGGAAAAGACAAAUGAUGUAACAUGCAAAUGGUGUAAUGCACAAGUACAUCAAAUAUACAUUCUGCAGUACUUUCAAAUGUUUAGUUAAAAAUAACCCUCCCUCAAGCCAGGUUUGGGUUUUUUUCGAACUCUUUUUUAUUGGAUGCUACAGCUUUCCUUGCCUGGGUGCAGGUAGCACCGAGUUACCCGAAACCCAGUCCCAACUUGAUUCAGAGCGCCGCGCAUGCAGGAAUUCGCAAGUCAGGGACCUCACCCUGAAGCCAGCAGGAGAGUGCCUGGCCGAGGCAGCGCUCCGCUCCCUGCGCAGGACUGCUUUUUGGUCAGCGUCAGUUUUGGAGAUGGGCAAAUUUUUUUUCCAAAAGUGAAUCAAAGGGAAGAAACAGUUUGCAGGGGAAAACUCUGCACUUAAAACUGAGGUUUUUCUCAUUUAAAAACAUGAGCAGUGCUUCCUAGAAACAACAGCUGAGGUACUUGAGGCCUCAGCAGCUCUCUGGCCGGGUUACAAUCCUCUUCAGGCACAGGAUUUCCCCAGUUGAGUCGCCUUAUAUAAAAAGAUUGGGAACUCCUGGCAGUGGUGCACGAUGGAAAUAAAAAAGAAAACCAGGAAUACCAAGAACCUCAAAGUGCAGGCAAAUAUAAAUAUACCAAGGAAUGUUAGUAUUGAGAGACCAAGACAAGAGAUAGAAAGCUUUGAUUUAAUAGUGUAAUACAUUUUUUCUAGUACCUUGCCUUGGAUGGAUGCCCAGAAGAGUUGAACAUUGCUUAGGAACUUCCCUGGAAUAGGGAAGAGCUGAGGUUUUUUUCUUUGCUUAUUUUAAAUGUUUUCAUACAAAGCACCACCUAUGUCUUUAGGAAAAGCCACUUACGCCUGUAUGAAGUUAAUCGAUUUGGAAAAUGCUUCUGCUUACCUGAAGCACAGAAGAGAGUUAACUAUUGGCAAAAACUUAAGAUUGCAACUUAAGGGCUUUUAAAUAAUUAACGUUUCAGAAAGAAAGAGAGUAAUAUUUGCCAAGACAAACCACUGUUUGGGGACAGGGAGAGUCACUGAGGUAUCUUACCUUCAGUUCAGUGGUGCCAGGACCUCGUAAUACUACAGCUGCAUGGUAACUUUAGCUGAAGGUUCAAAAAGGUAUUAAUAAAUACAUUUUCAAGGAGCUCCUGAAAACUAAAACCCCAAAAAUCUUGAAAAAUUAGUCUGAAUAUUAUAUACUCUGCCUGUCAUGGGCUGUCAAAACUUUGUUGUUUUCCUAGUCCACUGUAACGUAAGUAUGGUAGUAGUUCAGAAGAUCCUGUUUUUCUAUCACAAAAAUAAUAGGAACAUGAUUCAGACAGCAGUAUUUUUUUUUUUGUUUUUAAUCUAAAAGCUGUUAUGAGCAACAUAUUCCAGGAGUAGUUGUCUCAGAUAAUCAUCUGUACCCAGAAAGGAAGUGUCAUGAAUGAUGGAAAACAAACGAGAAUUUCAGUCUCACAUCUAUGUGAUUUCUUGAAACUCAAAGUGAGCUAAAAUAUGAUCUAUAAAUUCCAUAAACUAUGGGGGGGGGGGGGGGGGGAAGUGUAGACAGCACUGCACCAUGGGCACACCAGCCAUGAGGAGAGAUGUUCCAAGAAGGAAAUCAAGCUAGAAAUAAAAAGGGCUCCUGCCACAGUGCAAGGACACUGAAGGUGCACCCAUCUGCAGCUCUUGCUGUGCUGUACGUUAUCAUGGUGACAGUGGAGAUCAUGGUAAGAAUCAAAGUGCAGAUCAACAAGACUCUAAAGAUUAUGCUAAAUGUUCCAAGUGUAAUCUGUUCUCUAUGCAACGUAGAGAGGUCCACCAAAAAUUCCCAUUUUCUUUUUUUGGGUUUUUUUUGGUGAUAAAUGUUAAGUAUCAAAAUGCAGGGGGACAGGACUAAUGAUGCAAACAUCUCUAUGGUCUUUAGAUAUUGUUCAGUGAUCAUGUGAAAAUCUGAAAUUGAGAGAUGUAAUCUGUUACUUCGAACUUUGUUUAAAGUCUGCAGCUUCUAAUACAAGGUAUAAACACUUUGAACAUUUGUAAUCUGGAACGAAUAUUGCAGCAAUAAUAUUAAUGUUGUACUUUGGCCUUCAUCUUAUUUAUAAGUACAAUACCUGCUUGUGAGUACUCAAACAGGAUGUUUUGUGAGAGUAAGAUUUAAUCUGGUUUGUUGGGCAUGUGUGAAAGAAGUAGGUAUUUUCUAGCACGUUAUGUGAAAAACGCUAAAAAAUGAGGUCCAGUGUUCCUUAGCAGCAUCCUCCUUUGCUCUGGAAGGACUCAAAGCCAUUGUAUUCCUCCAAACAACUGCUGGCCUGUAAUGCCCCCCUACAUUUUAUUUGCGUCGGCUUAGCUGCUCCUGGAAAAGUUGUGGCAGUAGCACAGCUCUAGCCAAGCACGGAAGCAUCGGUCCGUCCUGCCCCCCUGAAAAGUCAGUUGCUCUGCCACAAACGAUGGCCGAGUGUAGAUGAACCUUUACUGCACACAUCGCUUUGGGUUUUGUAGUGGCCAUCAGUUACUGUGAGCAGAAAAUACUCUAAAAAGCCCCCAGGAUACGCAACCCAGAACCUACCAUCUCCCCUUUCUCUCGCUUUCCUGCGCUGAGAGAUGUCAUGAAUCUGAGAAGGUUGUGGAAGCGGAGUACUUCGUAUAACCAGUUUUUUAAUUACCAAACCAACUUGUUUACAAAGGAAAACAGAACUUUGUAAAUAUUUAAUUAUACAGUAAAAACCAACUGUACUAUAAGGAGCUUUCUACGAAGUGAGUAAAAUGUUUACAUUUAAUAUACUUAAAUUUGAGAACUUCAAAAAAAGAACUGAAUAAACAACACAUUUCAAGCUUU
Messenger RNA from Falco peregrinus (peregrine falcon), 4848 nucleotides. RefSeq names its product pseudouridine synthase 10 (gene PUS10). Bases 143 to 1744 code for a protein of 533 amino acids. The record is from RefSeq and is a predicted model, not a curated record. Gene Ontology annotation, molecular function: pseudouridine synthase activity; RNA binding. Gene Ontology annotation, biological process: tRNA pseudouridine synthesis. The transcript is spliced from 18 exons. Lineage: Eukaryota; Metazoa; Chordata; Aves; Falconiformes; Falconidae.